Molecule: messenger RNA, 3369 nt
Organism: Juglans microcarpa x Juglans regia
Lineage: Eukaryota; Viridiplantae; Streptophyta; Magnoliopsida; Fagales; Juglandaceae
Product: leucine--tRNA ligase, chloroplastic/mitochondrial
Exons: 20
Coding region: 102-3029 (975 amino acids)
Biological process (GO): leucyl-tRNA aminoacylation
Cellular component (GO): cytosol
Molecular function (GO): leucine-tRNA ligase activity; ATP binding; aminoacyl-tRNA deacylase activity
Source: RefSeq, a predicted model, not a curated record
CAUAUUCCAUUAUCUCAUUCUUCAAUCCGAGGCCAGUCUUCCACGCUGGUACUUCCAAUUCCAAUCCGUCUUCUCCUUCUUCUGUUCAAGCCUUGUGCGCAAUGAAAGUUCACUUGCAGACCCAUGUGCAAACCCAAGCGCUCCCACCUCGUUCACGUGCAUUUCUCUUUUCCACACCCGCACAAAGUUUUGGGUCUCGGAAGUUCACCACCAAGAAGGGCACUUUUUGUCUCAGACAGUGUAAUAAGAGCUACGGUUAUGGUAGUUCUAUCAAAAGCUCGGUUACUGGGGGGAUAAAUGAAGUGCAAGAAGAAGAAGAUGAGCGGAAGGAGAAGCGACAGCCGGUUGUGAAGCGGGCUUACCCUUUUCACGUAAUCGAGCCCAAGUGGCAGCAUUAUUGGGAGAAGAAUCAGACUUUUCGAACACCAGAUGAAAUUGAUACUUCCAAACCUAAGUUUUAUGUCCUCGACAUGUUCCCAUAUCCCAGUGGAGCUGGGCUACAUGUCGGCCAUCCACUGGGGUAUACUGCCACCGAUAUUCUUGCUAGAUUCAAACGCAUGCAGGGUUACAAUGUUUUGCACCCAAUGGGAUGGGAUGCAUUUGGAUUGCCUGCAGAGCAAUAUGCAAUUGAGACUGGAACUCACCCAAAAAUUACAACUUUGAGGAACAUCAACCGCUUUCGUUCUCAGCUUAAAUCAUUAGGCUUUUCAUAUGACUGGGACCGUGAAAUUGCUACAACAGAACCAGAAUAUUAUAAAUGGACGCAGUGGAUCUUUCUUCAGCUGUUAAAGAGAGGACUCGCAUACCAGGCUGAAGUGCCAGUCAAUUGGUGUCCUGCUCUUGGCACUGUCUUGGCAAAUGAGGAGGUGAUAGAUGGUGUGAGUGAGCGUGGGGGUCAUCCAGUUAUAAGAAAGCCAAUGAGGCAAUGGAUGCUCAAGAUUACUGCAUAUGCUGAACGUCUUCUUGAAGAUUUAGAUGACCUCGACUGGCCUGAUAGUGUAAAGGAAAUGCAAAGAAACUGGAUAGGGAGGUCAGAAGGGGCUGAGAUGGAAUUUUUUGUUCUCGACAAUGAUGGACGAGAAAGUGAUAUAAAGAUUACAGUUUUUACUACCAGGCCUGAUACCAUCUUUGGAGCAACCUACUUAGUUGUGGCACCGGAGCAUUUUUUGUUGUCAUCAUUGGUGUCCACAGCCCAGCAGAAAUAUGUGGAGCAAUAUAAAGAUCUUGCCACAAGGAAGAGUGACCUUGAGAGGACUGAGCUUCAGAAGGAAAAAACUGGGGUCUUUAGUGGUUGUUAUGCAAGAAAUCCAGCUAACGGGGAAGCUAUCCCUAUUUGGGUUGCUGAUUAUGUCCUUGGGAGUUACGGAACUGGAGCAAUUAUGGCUGUACCUGCACAUGACACUCGUGACCAUGAGUUUGCUUUGAAGUAUGAUAUACCUAUUCGUUGGGUUGUGUCACCAGAUGAAAAGAGUCCUAAUGAUUAUGGAAAUGCUUUUCUGGGUCAAGGCACAAUUAUAAAUUCAUCAGAUUCAACUUUGGGGCUUGAUAUUAAUGGCUUGUGCAGCAAAGAAGCUACUGCUAAAGUUAUUGAGUGGGCUGAGAAAACUGGAAAUGGGAAGAAAAAGGUGAACUACAAGUUGAGGGACUGGCUUUUUGCUCGGCAGCGUUAUUGGGGGGAGCCUAUCCCAGUCAUUUUCUUGGAUGAUUCUGGUGAGACUAUUCCACUUCUUGAAAAAGAACUGCCUCUCACCCUACCAGAAUUGGAGGACUUUACUCCCACAGGGACAGGGGAACCGCCACUAGCAAAAGCAGCAUCUUGGAUCAAAACUACAGAUCCUUCAUCUGGAAAGCCAGCUAGAAGAGAAUCAAACACCAUGCCACAAUGGGCUGGCUCUUGUUGGUACUAUUUGAGAUUUAUGGAUCCAAAAAAUUCAAAAGAAUUGGUUGAUAAGGAAAAAGAAAGGUAUUGGAGCCCUGUUGAUGUGUAUGUUGGUGGUGCGGAACAUGCUGUUCUUCAUUUACUUUAUUCCAGGUUCUGGCACAAGGUUCUCUAUGACAUUGGUGUUGUGUCCACCAAGGAACCCUUCCAGUGUGUCAUAAAUCAGGGCAUUAUCCUUGGAGAAGUUCAAUAUAUGGCUUUCCGCAAUUCAGAUGGGAACUUUAUAUCUGCAGAGUAUGCUGAUAUGCUGGGUGAAAGUAUUCAAGAAAAAAUUCCUGAGGAGAAAGUUGUGAAAUCUGGGGAUUCUUUUGUGCUGAAAGAUAAUCCAAAAAUUCGUUUGGUGGCUCGUGCUCACAAGAUGAGUAAAAGUAGGGGAAAUGUUGUGAAUCCUGAUGACGUUGUUUCUGAGUAUGGUGCAGAUUCCCUUCGCUUAUAUGAAAUGUUUAUGGGACCAUUUAGGGACUCGAAAACUUGGAACACUAGUGGUAUUGAAGGUGUCCAUCGAUUUUUAGGAAGAAGUUGGAGACUGAUAGUCGGCUCACCUUCACCUAAUGGUACAUUCAUGGAUGGUACAGUGGCAAGUGAUGAAGAACCUACUUUAGAACAACUUCGUUCCCUCCAUAAAUGCAUUUCUAAGGUAACAGAGGAAAUUGAAGGGACAAGGUUCAACACCGGAAUUUCUGCAAUGAUGGAGUUCAUUAAUGCAGCAUAUAAGUGGGAUAAACAACCAAGAUUGAUCAUUGAAGCAUUUGUGUUGUUACUUUCACCAUACGCACCUCACAUGGCAGAGGAGCUCUGGUUUCGCUUAGGACACUCAAGAUCACUUGCAUAUGAGCCUUUCCCAAAGGCCAACUCCGUUUACUUGAAGAAUUCCACUAUUGUCUUACCUGUUCAGAUCAACGGCAAGACGAGGGGUACCAUACAGUUUGAAGAAGGGUGUACAGAGGAGGAUGCUUUCAAUUUAGCAGUAGAGGAUGAAAAAAUCUCCAGAUAUUUGGUUGGGAAGGUUAUCAAAAAGAGAAUUUAUGUCCCUGGAAAGAUUUUGAAUGUUAUCUUGGAACGUGAAAACAUUAAGAUCGGUGCCCGGUAGCCCCCGCGAGACCAUGUAGAGUUCAGUCUGGAAGCGGCAGCUAUGAGUUUACAUGUAGCCACCAACUGGGCAUCCACCCUUCAAAUCUGUUGGAUGCACAUCUUCAGGUGGCUAAAGAAAUAUGCCUUUGACCGCAUAUCUCCUGCAAAUGAACUUUCCAGCUAAAGUUGAAUAUUUACAUGCAUGUCGAUAAUCUGACCAAUCCAGAUUUAAAUGCGCAUUAAAGUCUUUUAGAUACAACAACUAGGGAAUGCAUACCUGUUAUAGUUGUGUGUGUAUGUGUGGGGUAUUUCAGGGCAAUAUCAUCUUUUAGUUGCUUUUAUACAUUAUUAACUUUAUU